Acanthopagrus latus (yellowfin seabream) is the source of this 2601-nucleotide messenger RNA. RefSeq names its product desert hedgehog signaling molecule (gene dhh). Gene Ontology annotation, biological process: cell fate specification; regulation of gene expression; intein-mediated protein splicing. Gene Ontology annotation, molecular function: calcium ion binding; patched binding. Bases 789 to 2180 code for a protein of 463 amino acids. NCBI's taxonomy places the organism in Eukaryota, Metazoa, Chordata, Actinopteri, Spariformes, Sparidae. The record is from RefSeq and is a predicted model, not a curated record. The transcript is spliced from 3 exons.
GCGCGCAGAGGAAGGGAGGGCAAUCGUGUCCGGACGCUAAUAAGACCCAAUGGCUGGCGCAAGGUGGCCAGGAGCUCUGCGGCGCGACAGGAGACGGUGGACGAAGCGGAGAAGGAGGAAAGAGAGAAGGAAAAAAGAAAAAGAAAAAAAAAACAAAAAACCAACACCUGCAGAGAGACAUUUCUAGAUGGACAAAGAGGAUGAGAGCGCCACGGGAGCGUCCGUAGGGAUCGCGGGAAGUCGAGUGAAGGCUUUCGGAGUGCGCCUCCGUCUGCGUGUGAGAGGAGCUGCGUGGAGAGAGGAGCGGGGUAAGUGAGCAGAGAGCCAGACAAACAACACCUGCGUCAAGCUGGUACCUCAGACCCGGACACUUUUUUUUUUUUUUUUUUUUUUGGAGAUGACUUUCAGUUCACGAGAGGCUUAGAGGCUGCUGAUAGGAAGGGGAACAAAACCCAACAACCUUACACUCCUUUUUAUGUCUCAUUGCGUUUUUGUUUUUUAAUUAGCUGAUGCUAAACUUCUCAUUCCAGCCAAUCAGAUCACUCACAUGGCUGUAGAUUUGGGCCAACACCGUGCAAACCUCCAGUCAGAGCUGACUUUGUCCCACUGAGUUUAGCUGUCCUGAUCAGGAGUGAACACGUUAGAGAGAAAUGCUCACAUGUGUGCAUCAGUGUCAGCUGUAACACCGCACGAUUUGGAAUGGACCCAGGUUUGACCCUCACUCACAUGCUAUCACACACCUGGACCCGGGCUAUCACUGUAGGCACUGUUGAGCCACUGACUCCCCAAUGAAGCAGUCCUGGUGGGCCCGCCUGGCACAGCUCGGCCUGCUCGUCGCGUGGACCUGUGCGUGGUCCGCCCAGGGAUGCGGACCGGGCCCCGGCUACGGCAUCCGGCCCAGGCCCAGGAAGCUCACGGCCAUGCACUACAAGCAGUUCUUCCCCAACUUCUCAGAGAACAACCUGGGCGCCAGCGGGAGAGCAGAGGGCAAGAUCACACGCAACUCCGAGCGCUUCAACGAGCUCGUCUGCAACUACAACCCGGACAUCGUGUUCAAGGAUGAGGAGAACACCAACGCAGACCGCUUCAUGUCCAAGCGAUGUAAGGACUGUUUAAACAGGUUGGCUAUCGCAGUGAUGAACCAGUGGCCGGGGGUGCACUUGCGUGUGACGGAGGCCUGGGAUGAGGAUGGUCACCACCCUCCCGGCUCUCUGCACUAUGAAGGCCGGGCCGUGGAUAUCACCACUGACGACAGAAAAACAGAGAAGUAUGGUCUUCUGGCCCAGCUGGCUGUGGAGGCGGGCUUUGACUGGGUCCACUACGAGUCUAAGUACCACAUCCACUGCUCAGUAAAGGCAGAUCACUCUGUUGCUGUGGAAAAAGGUGGCUGUUUCCCCGGCUGGGCCCGGGUUGCUGUUGCUGGAGGGCAGCAGAAGAGCUUGUCGUCUCUGGUUCCUGGGGACAGAGUCAUGGCCCUGUCUGGGACAGGCCAAGUGGUGUUUAGCCCAGUCCUCCUGUUUCUGCACCGGGACCAAGACAGCUGGUCUACUUUCCUGUCUCUGGAGAUGGAAGACGGACACAAAUUGAGUGUUACUCCACAUCACUUGGUCUUUUUAGCCCCACACUGUAGACUCAACAGCAGCGAGUACCAGGCUCAGUUUGCUAGCAGAGCCAUAACGGGAGACUGUGUUCUGGUCCAUGCAGCAGAGGGUCAAGUUCGUCCAUCUCGAAUCAUCUCGGUUUCAGUAGAGGAGAGCGCGGGACUGUAUGCGCCCUUGACAGAAGCUGGAACGGUGUUCGUUGACGGGGUGCUGGCAUCCAGCUAUGCACUGGUAGAGGACCACAGCCUUGCACACUGGGCGUUCGGACCUGUGCGACUCCUCUCCACAUUGAACCAGCUUCUCUGGGGAGAGACGACAAAAGAAGAGCAGACCACAGGCAGUGAAACAGCUUGCACCGAGGCUCCGCUGCAUUGUAGCACUUUGGCCGCAGAGGACAAAGCAGGUGUUUAUGUGAAUGAUGGCAUUCUGAACAGACGGAACAAUGUGAGGGAACCACUGAAGAUGGAAGUGAAAGAGAAGCACUCCUCACCAAGACCGACAUCACAUGUGCACUGGUAUGCCCGACUACUGUACGGUUUUGGAUGUGUGUUUUUAGACUCCAACUCAUUUCAUCCUUAAAAGCCGGAAACUAUAGACGCAGCACACGUCACACUGUUCAAUGUUUUGAAGCAUUUACACUUCCUGUUCUCCUCUUCAAUAAAUUAAAACCACUGGAAGUGCUUGCUUGCUUUUUUUUCACCGUUGUUUUGCAUUGUAAUCUAUUAUUAUAUACAUGCUAAUGUUUGUAAGGGAGUUUGAUGAGAGGUUAAUGUUAGAGUGACUGUAUCAUAGUCUAUCUGUACAUCAUGUUAAUGCGUUUUAAUUAUUUCAGUUAUAUAUGAAAAAAUAUAUAUUAUCCAUAUCACCACAACAACAGAAUCUCUAUUUUUGUACUUUCUGAAUCAUAAUAUAUAAUGUUUCAUGUUACAUUAAUUUCACUACAUGUAUUGUAUGUCUUCAUGUCAAAAAAACUCAAAUUAAAACAGCAUUUUAUUAAGCA